Messenger RNA from Cercospora beticola, 1668 nucleotides. Lineage: Eukaryota; Fungi; Ascomycota; Dothideomycetes; Mycosphaerellales; Mycosphaerellaceae. The record is from RefSeq and is a predicted model, not a curated record.
AUGUCCCUAGCAGGCAAGAAUGUUCUCAUCACGGGUGCCUCAAUGGGCAUUGGCGCUGCCAUCGCAAGACGACUUGCAAAACAGAAGGCGAAUCUGAUUCUUCUGGCCAGAAAUGAGAAAAAGUUGCAAGAACUUGCACGAGAACUUCAAGUCGACUCUGGAAGACUGGUCUAUUGCACAGCCGAUGUGUCUCGCUACGAUCAGGUGGAAGAUGCUGUCCGCAAAGCUGUCAAAGAAGUCGGUGACAUCGACAUCCUCGUCAACAAUGCAGGCUUGGCUCUUGGAGCUCCAGAGAAAUUUCCGGACCUCAAGAUUGAGGACAUUGUGACUAUGACAGGUACUAACAUCAAUGGCUAUAUGUUUGCAGCUUAUGCUGUGCUCAACGCCGGAGGGAUGAAGAACAGAAAACGCGGAACUAUCUUGAACGUCACAUCUGUGACAGUUCCCCCAUUUCCGGGCGAGGCAGUUUACCACUCCAGCAAAGCGGCGCAAGAAGCCUUCACGAAUGUCCUCCGAGCAGAACUGCAAGAGACGAACAUCAAGGUCUUAGCCCUCCGACCUGGCAUAGUGGCGACCCAUUUUCACCGACAAAGAGUAGGGGGCGACAGAAAGUUGUACGACGAUUUCAUGGAGGGCAUGGAGCCACUAUUGGACGAUGACGUUGCAGAAGCUGCUGCAUUCAUGAUCAACUCGGAGGAACGUGUAAGCGUUACGAGCAUUUCUGUGACGCCGACAGCACAACGAACCCUGCAGGUCAUCGACAGAACUUGGAACGAUAGAAAUCAGCAGAGUGGCUCUGGUUCGCAACAGAACAACUCUCAGCAAGGCAAUCAGGGUGGCCAACAAAGCUCGCGAGAUCAGAACAGUGGAGGGUCGAACAGUAAUGAUUCGAACAACCAGUCGAACAACCAGUCGAACAACCAGUCCAACAACCAGUCGAACAAUAAAGCCAGCCAACAUAACGAUGAUCGUCGCGGUUCGGGACAGACACGAGGGCAGGAUAACCAACAGCAAAACAACUCUCAGAGAGAUCAAGGCCAACGCAACGACCAACGAGGCAACGAGUCCUCUACCACGAACUCGGGCGGUAACAACCAGUCGUCUGGCAGCAACAACCAAUCCAGCUCAUCUGGUAACAACCAGUCGUCUGGCAAUAACAACCAACAAUCCAGCUCAUCUGGUAACAACCAGUCGUCCGGCAAUAACAACAACCAAUCCAGCUCAUCAGGAGGCAAUCAGAAUUCGAACAAGAAUAACAACAACAACCAGUCCAGCUCACCAGGCGGCAACCAGAAUUCGACCAAUUCGUCGAACAACCAGAGCUCUGGGUCUAACUCUAACAAUUCGUCAAAUACCCAGUCCAGUCAGAAUCAAAACAGCAAUAGCAACAACGGCGGCGGUGGCGGCGGCGGCAACAGCGGUAAUUCAAACUCCAACUCCAAUUCCAACACAUCGGACUCGAGCUAUGGCAACAGCAAUAAUGCUUCGUCUGGACAAGGAAACUCGUCGAACAACUCGUCUUCAAACAACAAGGGUAGCUCAAGCAACGAGAGCGGCAAUUCGGGCAACAGCAACAGCAGUGGAAACAACAGCAGUGGAGGAAGCGGGGGAAAUAGCAAUAACAGUGGAAGCAAUAGCGGCGACAAUCGUAUGCCAGGCAGCUACUAA